Messenger RNA from Benincasa hispida (wax gourd), 3694 nucleotides. It is a transcript of the gene SS4, whose product is annotated as starch synthase 4. Gene Ontology annotation, molecular function: alpha-1,4-glucan glucosyltransferase (UDP-glucose donor) activity. The record is from RefSeq and is a predicted model, not a curated record. NCBI's taxonomy places the organism in Eukaryota, Viridiplantae, Streptophyta, Magnoliopsida, Cucurbitales, Cucurbitaceae.
ACUUUCUCGCUUUCUCAAGUUUCUCGCUGUGAUUCAUUGGAAGUUGAAAUGAAAUGAACUGAACUCACGCCGAACCGCGGGAUCCCUCCAUCGCCACUCUGAAUGAUCAGGUAUUUCCUCGAUAUGCGAGCUCGAUGGAAAUGAAGUCUAGGCGAAGCAAUUGUUUGAUAUAUCUUUCUUUCUUUGAGGAUUCAAUGGUAUUGAGACUUUGAGAUAGCAGAGAGAGCUUUCGGUUAUUGGAAGUUUGAGCGUAAUGGCAAUGAAGCUCUCGACGUUGUUUCUGAGCUCUGGCUUUGGUUCUUUGAAUGGAAAAGUAUUGGAUAAACCACAGUUUCCUUACUCUUCUCGUUGCUUGCUUAAUGCCUCAUGUAAAAUGCGACCUCGCCGUCUCAGUUCUCGGCACAAGAGGAAGCAUUUGAAGAAAGCCUCCUAUGAACAUCUGUCAGUGCAUGCUAAUUUCAAUCCAAAUGAUGAUGAGGAGUCUGGCACUGAGAAUGUGGUGGAGGGAGUUCCAAUUUUGAAUCAGGAGAGCUUGUCUAGUGCUGUUUUCAACACUAGUUCAGCUGUGCAGCAUGACACUGAGAAAGAAACCAGGAAAGUUGACACUGAAGGGCUGAAGAAAGGCGUUCAACUCGAAGAUUUGAUUGGGAUGAUAAAAAAUGCAGAGAAAAAUAUCCUUCUACUUAACCAAGCCCGGGUUCGCACCCUCAAAGAUCUUGAAAAAAUCCUUGCUGAGAAGGAGGAAUUGCAGAGAGAGAUAAAUGGCUUGGAAAUGAGAUUGGCAGAAACUGAUGCUCGAAUUGAACUGGCUGCCCAAGAGAAGGUACACGAGGAGCUGUUGGAAGACCAAUUCGAAAAGUUGCAGACACAGCUAAAUUUCAGUAGUGGUACUGAACAGAGCAAUGGAGGUAUGCAUGGAAAUCUGAACAAUGUUCCUAUUGAUUCUCUUACUAAAGAGCUUCAUUUACUGAGAUCAGAAAAUGUUAUCCUGAAGAAUGAUAUACAAACACUCAAAGAAGAGUUGUGUAAUGUUAAGAAUGCUGAUCAACAUCUGGAAUUUUUGGAAAAAGAACGGUCAGUUUUGGAGUCUUCGCUCAAAGACUUGGAAUCUAAGCUGUCAACCUCUCAGGAAGAUGGUUCAGAAUUGUCUUCCCUGAACGCUGAAUGUAUGGACUUGAGGAAGAGGGUAGAAGACUUGCAAGUUUUGCUAGAUAAGGCAACCGAGCAGGCAGAUCAAGCUAUUCUUGUUUUGCAACAAAACCAAGAGCUCCAAGAAAAGGUCGAGAAAUUGGAAGAGUCCCUUGAAGAAGCUAACGUCUUCAAAUUAUCUUCUGAAAAGUUUCAGCAAGAUAAUGAACUAAUGCAACAAAAGAUAGAUCUAUUGGAGGAUCGCCUUCAAAGUUCUGAUGAGGAAUUACAGUCUUAUAUCAAAUUAUAUCAGGAAUCUGUGAAGGAGUUUCAAGAUACACUGGAUACUAUCAAAGAAGCAAGCAAGAAAACAGCUAUAGAUGAGCCUGUAAAUGAUAUGCCUUUGGAGUUUUGGAGCCGUUUAUUGCUAUUGAUAGAUGGUUGGUUACUUGAGGAAAAGAUAUCGAGUGAUGAUGCUAAACUGUUGAAGGAGAUGACAUGGAAGAGGGAUGCACGCAUAUAUGAUGCUUAUAUGGCUUGCAAGGAAAAGAAUGAACUUGAGGCUGUGGCUUUGUUUCUUAAUUUGACAUCUUCUCCAAAACGUUCAGGACUCUAUGUCAUCCACAUUGCAGCAGAAAUGGCACCAGUCGCUAAGGUUGGUGGUCUGGGUGACGUCAUCACUGGUCUCAGCAAAGCGCUGCAAAGGAGAGGGCAUCUUGUGGAAAUUGUUCUUCCUAAAUAUGAUUGCAUGGAGUACAGUCGUAUAAAAGAUUUAAGGCUUCUGGAUGUGGUAUUUGAGUCCUACUUUGAUGGGCGGCUGUUCAAAAAUAAGAUAUGGGUUGGGACUGUUGAAGGUCUUCCUGUUUACUUUAUUGAACCUCAUCACCCUGAUAAGUUCUUCUGGAGGGCUCAAUAUUAUGGGGAGCAUGACGACUUCAAACGUUUUUCAUAUUUCAGCCGUGCUGCACUUGAGUUACUUCUUCGGGCUGGCAAGAGACCUGAUAUUAUACAUUGCCACGAUUGGCAAACUGCAUUCAUUGCACCAUUAUAUUGGGAUUUGUAUUACCCGAAAGGAUUGAAUUCUGCAAGAAUAUGUUUUACUUGCCACAACUUUGAGUAUCAGGGAACUGCCCCUGCUUCAGAUUUGGCUUCUUGCGGUCUUGAUGUUGACCAGCUAAACAGACAAGACAGAUUACAGGAUAAUUCUUCUCAUGAAAGGAUCAAUCCUGUUAAGGGGGCAGUUGUGUUCUCUAACAUUGUCACAACAGUAUCACCUACCUAUGCUCAAGAGGUGCGGAGAGCUGAGGGAGGGCAUGGUCUUCACGGAACGCUUAAUUUUCAUUCGAAAAAGUUCUUUGGCAUUCUCAAUGGAAUUGAUACUGAUGUGUGGAAUCCUACUACCGAUUCAUUUAUCAAAGUCCAAUAUAAUGCAAAUGAUCUUCAGGGGAAGGCAGAAAAUAAAGACGCUAUAAGAAGGCAUCUGGGGUUGUCAUCUAAUGUCAGAAAACCUCUGGUGGGUUGCAUAACAAGAUUGGUGCCUCAGAAGGGUAUACAUCUUAUCAGGUACGCAAUAUACCGAACGUUGGAGAUGGGAGGACAGUUUGUUCUUCUGGGUUCAAGCCCAGUUCCUCAUAUUCAGAGGGAAUUUGAGGAUAUUGCGAAUCAUUUCCAGAGUCAUGAUCAAAUUCGGUUGGUGUUGACUUAUGAUGAGUCUCUUUCUCAUUGGAUUUAUGCAGGAUCUGAUAUGUUGAUAAUACCAUCUAUCUUUGAGCCAUGUGGCCUCACUCAGAUGAUUGCAAUGCGAUACGGUUGUAUUCCUAUUGUACGGAAAACUGGCGGGCUAAAUGACAGUGUCUUUGAUGUUGACGAUGAGACAAUUCCUACCGAGCUUCGAAACGGAUAUGCAUUUUUAACUCCUGAUGAGCAGGGGUUGAAUAAUGCACUGGAACGUGCCUUUAGCCACUAUUUAAAUAACCCAGGUAGUUGGCAGCAGCUGGUUCAGAAAGUCAUGGACGUAGAUUUCAGCUGGGAAACUUCAGCUGCUCAGUAUGAGGAACUUUAUUCAAAGUCAGUAGCACGAGCAAGAGCAGUUGCCGCAGGUCGUGCGUAAGGAAACUAGUACUUCCUUUUUUAUGUUUUUUCUGGGCAAUCUUUCAUUCAUAUUCUAAAGUUCCAUGUGGGAGUGCCUGAGCAAUUAUGGUGGAACAUAAUCGAAUCCGAUUCUCAUUGAAAACUGAAGUUUAGACCAAAUUUGGUGGCUCAUCCAUGGUUUUAUGCUAUGCUACCAUGAAACCUCUGAAUUGGUCAAUUGAUCACAUCAUACUUUUGUACACUGGACGGAACAUUUCAUCGCCCCUUUUACAGAAAGGAAAGAGCUGUUGCUGAUGGCAAUGCCUAAAUCAUAUUCAUGAACCUGCUUUUCUUGCUAUAAGGCCAGGGGAAACCUGCCAUUUUUUCAUCUUUUUUUGACAUGUAGAUAAUAUUUUGUAAAUUAGUAUUAUACCCAAAAUCUUUAAUUGGAACAUUCGAAUAUAUCUUUGUCCGAUUUUUUUUUCCUUGCGUUAAA